Molecule: messenger RNA, 3093 nt
Organism: Salmo salar (Atlantic salmon)
Lineage: Eukaryota; Metazoa; Chordata; Actinopteri; Salmoniformes; Salmonidae
Gene: stbd1
Product: starch binding domain 1
Cellular component (GO): membrane
Molecular function (GO): starch binding
Source: RefSeq, a predicted model, not a curated record
AUCAGCCAAUUGUCAGCAGGCUCACCUGAUUGCAGAUCUGAGAUGUGUUUGUGUGCCGCAAUAAGAGGUCAUUUGGAACACGCGUAGAGAAGAACACACACGCUUGUUGGUAUUCGCGUGUUUAUAUCCGAUCGCGUUGCUUUUACCUGGCUCUCUCCUAUCGAUGACCUAAACUGCAGAAAUGACCACCAAGAAAAGUAAAACCGUCGCGUUUGAAAGCGGUGCUGGGGAUUUAACUGCGUUGUAUUGUAUGAGUGAUUGGAUGAUUGCAGUGGUUCUCGCUAUUAUUGCCAUGAUGUCUGUAUGGGCUGCACUGAUCAUAUACAGAUCUAUACAGAGACUGAAAGGUCCGAGGAGAAAGGUUGAAGAUGAAACUGGAAAGGACACUACAAACGAAGAAGCACCCCUCUCUUGUGUCGAGUCAACAGAGGAGACUGAGGUGGUUCCAGGGGCACUGGAGAGCUGGGAUGGAGAGGGAUGGAAGAGGGAGCCCAUGGUACGGAUUCCAACAAUCGAUGAUGUAGAACCCAUUGAGGUUAUCCCAACAACCCAUCAGGAUCUACAAACCAUUAGACAGAGAAGAACGACCAAGAAGAGCGACGGUCCUUAUGCUGAGUUUCAUCUCUGCUCUCCACCUGAAGAGCACAGAGGCUUAUGUCAUCAAUAUGAAGGCCUAUGUCAGGUCUGUGGAGGCUCGUGUCAGGAUGACACACGGUCUCGGCCUGACAAUACCCUGGAUAAGGAGGAACAGGCUACCAGUCACCAUUCCCUCAGUGACAUAAACAGUCAAUCUGGACAGAGUAAGGCUACAGACAUGUAUAAUCCAGAAGAGGAGGGUUUGAAGGAAGUUGAACUGAGGAAUGAUUGUCAACGUCAGCGCACCGAUGAGUCUGUGGCUAGCCAUCCGCUUACCUUUGCCAACGAGCCUCAGGAAGCUCCAGAAGAAAUCAAUGAAACUCUCCCUGACAUGUUGACUGAAUCUGAUCUACAAGAACCUGAUCAACUGUCUGUUACUGAGAUCCAGGAAGUAAAAUGCCCAGGUGCUGUCAUGAUGACUGACCGUGUGGAGGUGGUCUAUGAGAAGACUAGAACCAUGGAGGAUGACAUGGAAGCGAUGGUUGAGGAUCUCUACAGUCACUUCCCGCAAGUGGAUGAUCGUUCAGCAGGUUUCGUAUAUUGUGACGUGGCAAAUGCAUGGGUGGCGAAAAGAGAUGAUCUUGAUGACCGUGGAAACGGUCGACAACUGGCUCAAAGCUGGAAUACAACAGGGAUUGACCCUACAGAGAGGAUGAUGAGCAACCCUCAGGAACUGUUUGACCAACAGCCAGACAGUCUCUGCAGUGAUCCCGACAGAGACUGUGUCCUUCAUGACAACGCGAUAGAAGGGUUAAGCAGGGAGCCGACGGAAGCGCCAGACACCAAUGUGGUUUCCGAGUGGAAGGGAGAGGGGGUUAAUAAGAGCAUGGACACACGGGUAGAGGGCAGUUGUCAGGAAGUUGAAAUAAACAUCAUGGAAGCCACUAUGGACUACAAUGAAUGGAUGACUGUAAGUGUCACGGAUGCAGAGGGUAACGCUGACACUCCCUGGGUGAGGAUAAGCCACUCGUCCGUCGACUGCUCUGCCGAGGCGGAGCGUCAUCCCACAGAAACGCACCACAAUGCAGACGAUUCAACAAUGACUGACACACCCACAUCAAAGGUCAAAGAAACUGAAACCACACUUGUAUCACUAGCUGGAGACUUGCAGGAGAAUAAAAUGGCAGCUGUGCUUCCUAUCGAACCCCAUGCAGUGCAGGUGAGGUUCUGUAUCCACUAUCACACCCUGUCUCCCUGGCAGGAGCUGGCUGUGACGGGGAACCAACCGGAACUGGGGAGCUGGAAGGGCUUUGUUCCGCUGGAGAGGGGCCAGGACGGGUUCUGGGCCAGCUGGGUCGCCCUUCCUGCAGAAAAACUGGUGGAGUGGAAGUUCGUGCUGGUGGAGAAUGGUGAAAUCCAACGCUGGGAGGAAAGUGAGAAUAGACACCUGGAAACGGGUCAUGGAGGUGGAGCGGUGAACCUCAACAGGUGGUGGGGCUUCCUCUGAGUGAGCAACCAGUGGGAGGAGUGAAUGGCGCUAAUGGUCGUUCUCUUUACUAGUAUACUUCUUAGAAUGCCACUAAUCUAUUCUAAGUGGUGUUGGCAGUGUGGCUCUCGCAUCGGAAGAGGACUGACUGGCGCAAAGGGUUGAUCAUAGAGGACUUGGCUGCGCCCCAAUUUUUUUCUUACUCUUCAUCCUGUGCACUAAUUCACUUUUUUUUUUUUUUUGCAUUUUAAAAAGCAGUUUCCAACAUAUUCCUUACCUGAACCAAUUGUGUGUACACUUUGGUUAAAGGGGUGUUAAUCCCCAGUAUCUAAUCAGGGCUCUGGUCCUUUAUGUACUGCAUUAUAGCAACACAACUAUUACUCAAGUUGCCCGUCUUAAGUGAAUGAUGUAAUGAGAAGGUAGAGUUGGAUGAGUGUCAAUAUAGAAUGGUGCUUGGAUAUUGUCCAGAGGAUGAUGAUUCAGUACUUUCAAUAGAGCAGCUCUGCACUACUUUGGGCUUCUAUACCAGCAUUAUUUGUGCUGUGGCAGUAUAGCAAUAAUCACAGCAAUAAGUGUUGUUAUCCAGGUAUUUUACAUGUUUUACUGCAGUUACUCAGACUGUCUUUGUGAUUUGUGAAAUGGGCUGUUUAUAUUUCCAGUAAUAGAAUACUCGUAACCAUCAACCGAUAUAGGUCAGUGAAUUGUUAUUAUGCAAAUACUGUGAUGCUGGAAUUUUAAAUGUCAUAUCUCUACAUCUGAUCUUAGCUUCUUGAAUUAUAUUUGUCUAUUAUCCACACCAAGUCCCUUAACCUUUUUGAUAAUACAUUUAUCAGUGUUAUUAAAUGUUUUGACAUGUUAACUCACUUUGGUUUGGUUUACUUAGAUUUUAUUUUAUCACAAUUGAUGGUGUAUUGGUUAGUCUUUUUAAUAGUAUACUGUCUUAUGAUUGCAAUGUGGUUAAUGUACUACUAUUGAAUAUUUAGCUUAAGUAGUGUUCUGUCCUAUUACCCAAUAAACAUAUUUUCCUGGAA